Molecule: messenger RNA, 2097 nt
Organism: Durusdinium trenchii
Lineage: Eukaryota; Dinophyceae; Suessiales; Symbiodiniaceae
Source: the annotation of a GenBank genome assembly
AUGGUGAGGAAACAAAAGGUCAAGGAGUCUAAGGAAUCCAAGAAGACUGAACACUUUGAAGAUCUUCUUGGCGAUGGCCCUGAAGAGCAAGAGUUGUCGGUGUCAAAGAAAUAUGCAAAAAAGUACAACGAGAAGAUGGACAAGAUUGAGGCGGCUCGAGCCGCAAAGAUCUUGGCAGAUGAAGAUAUUGCUAGCAAUAGUUCUGAAGAGUCCACCGAAGAUGAGAACGCGGACUUGCUGACUGGGAAAGUCGAAACAAAGAUUUUCGAUACUUUGUCAAGGAUCAAGGCCAAAGAUCCAAGUAUCUAUGACAGCAAAACGACCUUCUUUACUGAUGAUGACUUCAAGGCGGAGGCUGCUUCCAAAGGAAAUCAAAAGAAAAGCGAAGAGAAGUCGACGUACAAGAAUUUUAUUCGGAAAACACUGAUGCAAGAGGGUGCUGAUGCCAUUGCGCGAGAAGAAGAGGAGAUGGAGAGCAAGAAGAAAAAGAAAAACAAGAAGACACCUGCUGAAGAACAAAGAGAUCUUCAAGCGGAAAUCCGUGCCGCUGCAAAUUCUGCCGAAACUGAUGAUCAAGACCUUUUUUCCAUCAAAGAGCAGACUGCUGAAGAAAGGGAACAGCAGGAUGAAGAAUUUGCGCGCUUCCAAGCAAAGUCAGAGCGAAGAGCUGACAACGCAGAUUCAGUGAUGUCGAACUACUGGCGUGCUGAUGAAGACCUGGAUGAAGAUGAACAAUUUCUGCGCGACUAUGUGAUGAACCGUCAAUGGCUUGAGACCGAUUCCUUGCAGCCUGCUUCAACCAAAGACGCAUUGGACAUGGAUCUUGACGAGGAGCAAGAUGAUGACCAUUUGGACGAGGCAGAUGAAUUUGAAAAGGACUACAACUUUCGUUUUGAGGUGGAAGCGGGAAGGCAGAUCCAGGGUCAUGCACGCUUCCCUGAGAAUUCCGUGCGCGAGAGAAAUGACAAAAGGAAGAGACAGCGGAAAGAAAAAGCAGAGAGGAAAGACGCCGAAAAGAUCCGACGGACAGAAGAGUUAAAGAGAUUAAAGAAUCUCAAAAAGCAGGAGAUUCAGCGACGGCUUGAACAGAUUCGUGAGAUCACAGGAAAUGAAGAUACAGGCCUCGAGUCUACUGACCUUGAUAAAGACUUUGAUCCUCAGAAGCAUGAUGAGACUAUGGCCCAAGUUUUGGGUGAGGACUAUGAUGAGAAAGAAGAGGUCUUAUCAUCCAAGGAACUUGUUCGGGGACACAGCGGGUAUACAGAUCUUGAUGUAUCAAGCGCUGCUGCGGAAGGUUUGCAGAAACAUUGGGGUGUUAGUCCUGAACAGCAGGAGGACGGCGAGCAAGAUGAUGGAUACAGAAAUGAAGAGGUUGAAGAUGGUACAAAAGAAGAAGAGGAAGAACAUCCGGACCUUUGGUUUUUAUGUGAUGGAUGCAAGCUGCCGAUCCCAGGAGGAAAGAGACGCUUUGACUGUGCGGUCUGUGAGAACUUUACAUUAUGUAUUAAAUGCUUUCGCAUUCGUCGCCAUCCGCAUAAAUUCAUUCGACGACGGGUCCCAGAAAGUUGCACACCACCAGAGGACUUCAAAGGAAUGCAGUUCGGAACUGGUGACGGGGACAAGUCUUUGGAUGAAUACUUCCAGCUCGACUAUGAGGACAUUAUUGGUGGAGACUUGCCGACCAGAUUCAAGUAUCGGAAAGUUGAGCCGAACGACUAUGGCAUUCCGGCACAUGUGAUUUUGUCGAAAACCGGCAAAGAGCUGAACCAAAUGGUUUCUUUGAAGAAACUUCGGCCAUAUCGAGAGGAUGAGGAGGGAUACCAAUCCAGCAAAAAGCGAAAGAAGGAAGGCAAGGGGCAAGAAGGUAAGGGACGAGGAAAGGGAAGCAGCAGAGGUCGUGGGAAGGGGGACGGAGGAGACAAGGUGCAUGCCAAGAAGGGCUCAAAGAAGGAUCGGAAUGAGAAAGGUGACCAGGCAGCUGGAGAUGACAUCUUAAGCUCGACCCGAUUCAAAGCCUACAACCUAGAGGGUGACAAGCGUGCUGGCAAGCAACAAAAGCAGAAAGGCGGUUCAAAGACAAAGAAGCCCCAAAGCUGA